Gigantopelta aegis is the source of this 3437-nucleotide messenger RNA. Its product is annotated as WW domain-binding protein 11-like. Gene Ontology annotation, cellular component: spliceosomal complex. The transcript is spliced from 15 exons. Bases 137 to 2002 code for a protein of 621 amino acids. The record is from RefSeq and is a predicted model, not a curated record. Gene Ontology annotation, biological process: mRNA cis splicing, via spliceosome. Lineage: Eukaryota; Metazoa; Mollusca; Gastropoda; Neomphalida; Peltospiridae.
GUUCCUUUAUUGGUGCAAAAAUGAUAUUUAGCCGAUAGAUUUUGUGUUUGAUUUGAUGUGUUUGUUGCUAUUUCUACCAAUUUGAGUGUUGUUUUUGUGUCACCCUCAGUUACAGUAAACCAAAGAAAGAGAGAAGAUGGGGCGACGAUCAAUUAACACCACUAAAAGUGGGAAAUACAUGAAUCCCACAGAUCAGUUUAGGAAGGAAGCAAGGAAGAGAGAAUUAAAAAAGAACAAGAAACAGCGCAUGAUGGUACGACAGGCUGUACUGAAAGGAAAAGAUCCCUUGAAACUGUUGGAAGAAAUGGAGCUCAUUGAUGAAAUGGAAUACAAUCCUAUUGAUUCCCCAACACUCAACGAGAAGGUUUUGCGAGACAAGAGAAAAAAGUUGAAAGAAACAUUCCAACGAGUUUUAAGACUUUAUGAAAAGGAAAACCCUGAAUAUUGUUUGGAGUUGAAGAAAGCAGAAUCUGAGUAUGAGAGGAAACGAAUUCAGUUACAGAUAUAUUAUGAGCAAGUAAAGAAUGCCGAGAGGGUUCAGCUUGAUCAGAUUCCAUUACCAGACGUACCCGUGGAAACUACAAUUCCAGCGAUGAUUCCAUUACCUAAUGAAAUGCCCCUGCCUGGUAUGCCUGGGUUACCUAUGGCAGGCAGACUACCAACAGGCAUCUUGAAGAAAACUACGUCAUAUGGGCCGUCAUUAACAGAUUUUUCAAAACGGAAACCAGUGGGUCCUCCCCCUGGGACACCACCCCCUCUCAGUGACAGUGAGGAUGAAGAAUAUGACCCAGCUAAAGGUAUUGAGGAAAACAUCGGCACUGUUGAAGUUGAUGAGGUGGUGCACCCUGACGACAUCCUGGCCGCCGAACACGAGGAGAUUCCUCUCCCCGAGCCCAUUCCAGCCUCGAUAGCCAGCACAAUACCAACGCCAGAUGAGAUCUCAGAGCCACCUGCAAAACAGAGGAAAAUCCGGUUUGCUGAUGUUGAUUCGACAAGUGAACAGAAGACAGAAAAAGACACACGGCUGACGCUGAAAGCAAAGAAGAAGGACAAGAAGGAGAAGAAAGAGAAGAAGGUUUCCGCAUUGCAGGCCAUCAUGCUUCAGAUGGCAGGGCAGGACAUACCGGCCACACACUCAGACGAGGAGCAAGAAUCUAGUCAGAGUGAGGAGGAGGUGGAGGAGGAGGAGGAGCCGGUUGUGAAGGAGAAGAAGAAGACGCGCUUCGAGCCUGUCGAGGAUCUCAAACCCCCCGGAACACAGGACGAACCCCCGGACGACACACCCACUCCACCCAAGACUGUCGGUCCACCUGGACCUCCCCCGGGUGUCCCCCCUGGAGCACCUCCCGGGCUGCCUCCUGGUGUCAUGCCUCCAGGUCCACCCCGAGGUGCUCCCCCUAUGUUCCUGAGACCGCCUCCCCUUCGUGGAGGUCCCCCCGGUGUUCCUCCUCGUAUGCUGCCACCCGGCCCCCCUCCUGGUCGACCGCAGGGUCUGCCGCCCGGCCCUCCACCAGGUCUGCCGCCAAGUCUCCGUGGCAUGCCACCACGGUUACCACCAGGACCCCCAGGUAUUCCUCCGCAAAGAUUAAUGAGACCACCUGGAGUGGGACCUCCCAACAUCCUCCCUCCCGGCAUCCCCCUCCCCCCAGGUCUUGGUCCUCCCCCGAUGAACCCCAAUGUCCUGAGUGCUCCCCCGAGUAUCAUGAAACCGGCCCAGAAGACAGGGGGCGACAAGGAUGAGAAGAAGAACACGGCUACGAUAGAGGCGAAACCCCAGAUCAAGAAUGUUCUCGGAGAUGUGACAAGGUUUAUGCCCACGGCGCUGAAGGUGAAGCGAGGAAUCAAAGACGCCAAGGGAAAAGUGAAGCAGCCUAGCAAAGAGGAGGAGAAGAAAACAUUAACUACAGCAGCCACCAAACCAACCCCGAUGGUUGCCACGCAGACGAAGACGAAAGAUGACGCUUAUGAUCAGUUCAUGAUGGAAAUGGAAGACUUGUUGUGAUGUUUAGCAAAGGAUUCCUGUUUGUUUCAUAAGACUGUUUUAAUGCUGCAGUGAACAUACUUCUGACUCACUGGACACUUGCAAAGUUGUCCGUGUUCUAGUUUCAACACUUAAUUGUUUUUAACAACAGUGACUUGUCACUCGAGAAGACUAUGCUGAGUAAAACAGAGGUGAUAGCGGUCACAUGACUCAGUCUUUCUGUGUAAUGGUUAUUUGUGAUGGCAGCACUUGCAAUUCAGAAAAUUGAAUCGACAAAAACGGGUGCUGCAGAAAAACUAGUUUGCUUCAGCUAAAAGACACUUUGCCUCCUGCCUGAGAAUGUAUAUUUUAAAUAUCUACUGUAGUAUCUCUUCUCUAGAGUUACAGCAGCAAAACAAAACAAAUGCUGGCCAUAAUCAAUUUGUUUUUUUCUGAAUGAUGAUGCAAAUUCUGAUGGUUCUUGCAAGAAGUGUUAUUGUGAUUGACAGUAAAAUGUUAAGUUGUUGAUCUGUGCAGUACCAAGCAGUGUGUGACAGCCUUUACAAGAUUUUCUUCAAGCAGAGCAUCCAGAGAUGAAAAACGCAAUCUUAGGCAAAUCAAAUUGACCAUUUGACAAAUGUCUCCAUCUACAAAAGAUUCUAGCACACCUGUCCGGGGAACAUAAUGCAGGGUCUCCAGAUGAUUUGUGACAGUCGACCUACUAAAGGCAGAGUCACACCUGCGUGACUUGAAAUAUACCAUGAAUAUGACUACCAUUAGCCGUUUUGCAAACAUUUUAAACUGCUUGUUAAAAAUGAAUGAAGUUAUGUUUUUUUAUUUAUAGUUGCAUAACCAUAAUUCAGUUACAUAUUUUAUCAAUGUAAAACAGUCACAAAUUGUAUAGCAUCGUGUAGCAUAGCAAAGCAAUUUUAUACUAAAUUUGUCAUUGUUAUACUUCAGAAAAUCACAGACAGUUCUUAAAAUUAAAACAAGCACAUUAGUUGAAAUACACAUAAAUCAGUUUCUAACAUCCUUCCAAUGACCUGUUUUACGUAAUGAUGUCCCAUUGAUGUAAUGACAUCAUUUUCUAAGGUUUAUCAAAGGAUAAGAUUGAGAUUUUUAGUAACAUUGUCCGAUCUAUAAGACGAUUUAGUUUUUUAAAGUUAAAACGCCUUCUAAUCAUUGCUCAGCUAAAGUAUGGUGGAUAAGGCUAGAAGCCAAUUUAACCCUUUCAACCCCUGUUGAGAGUGUCUUGUCACAAGUAAUCUAUCCGGUUUAAAGGGCUGAGUUGGCCCACGGUAAGCUUCUCUGUUUAAUGUUUAUACAGCGAAGACAAGUUCUGGUUUGAUGGACACUCUGUUAUGUUAGUAGAGUUGUCUCCCAUUAACUGCAUACUUAGUUGUGUUUUUUUUUUUAUUAUAUUCUUUCAUGCAAUGAAUGUUUAUAAUAAUUAUGUGAAUAAAUUACUUUAUUCAUU